UCCUAAUUUUGCUCCAAACCAAGACUCCUUUUCAUUGCCCCUUCCAAUAUAAAUUUCUUUAAAUCAUUCCACAAUUCCUGAGACUCAAAAGAAUAUUCCGCCUCCAAAAUUAAUCAACCAAAAUGGCCGAAACUACCUCCUCCACCGAGUCGACUCACGAAUCGGCCGAGUUCAAGGCGAAGAAGAGGGCGAAAGAGAGCGGGAACAAGCACCCGGUCUACAGAGGAGUGAGGAAGCGGAGCUGGGGGAAAUGGGUCUCCGAAAUCCGCCAGCCGCGGAAGAAGUCCCGCAUUUGGCUCGGGACUUAUCCCACAGCGGAGAUGGCGGCGAGGGCCCACGACGUCGCCGCGAUGUGCAUCAAGGGGAACUCGGCUAUCCUCAACUUCCCCCAGUUCAGCGGCUCGCUCCCGCGGCCUGAGUCGCUCUCGCCCAGAGACGUGCAGGCCGCGGCAGCGAAGGCCGCCGCCAUGGAGGAGCUCAGCUGCCAGCUGGGCUCCUUCGAUUCGCCCUCCUCCUCGUCGUCGACGGUGACAUCAGUUGGCGAGGAGGGGAAUGCGGGGUCGGAGGAGCUGGGCGAGAUCAUCGAGUUGCCGAGUUUGGAGGGGAGCUACGAGUCGACCGAGUCGGGGAGCGAGUUGGCGGUGGUUGACUCGGCGGAGGGGUGGCUGCAGCCGCCGUGGUGGGCGUUGGAUAAGAAUUUUUACGACUACUUCUACAAUGAAUUGGGUGGCGGCGCCGGCGGUGGUGGGAGUUUGAUUUCAUGCAGCUUUGAGACUAUCAAGUGGAGUUGCUAAAUUUAGGAGGUGUGCCUUGUGCUUUAGUGCUUCUAUUUUCGGUUUUUUGAUGGUUAAUAUCACUACAUUGUAAAUAAUCAUUUUCUUCAUUUUCUCACAAAAAAGUUAUUGCCACUUUUUUUUAUAUUGUUUACUUUUUUUUUAGUUUCGAGUGGGUUAGUUGGCUACCUUGUAAAUAUGAGUGUUUACCUUUUUUUUCUUUUUAAUAAAUAAUUAGUGGUAGUACGUAUUUGUUUGAUUGGUUUUACACAUUUUGUGAAUAUUACAUUGUUUUUUCUAAAUA
Molecule: messenger RNA, 1077 nt
Organism: Salvia splendens (bonfire salvia)
Lineage: Eukaryota; Viridiplantae; Streptophyta; Magnoliopsida; Lamiales; Lamiaceae
Product: ethylene-responsive transcription factor TINY
Exons: 1
Coding region: 123-794 (223 amino acids)
Biological process (GO): regulation of DNA-templated transcription
Molecular function (GO): DNA-binding transcription factor activity; DNA binding
Source: RefSeq, a predicted model, not a curated record